AUGGCUCCAGGGGCAGCCGAAAAGAAGGCUGAGAAGUCUUAUUUGAGCUCUGCAGUCGAUUCUAUCAAUCCUUGGGCUGCCAGCCGUAGCACGACCCCUGUUCAGAAGCUCAAACCAGAAGAGGAUGGCGAUUCAACCGCAAAUCCUGCGAACCCUGACGACCACAGUAGAACUCAUUUAUACGGCCAAAGCCUCCGGACAUACCCUGCAGGAUGCCCCCCUCUAAAGGUUCUAUGGUUUCACGCCGUAGAUGUUCCCAAGCGGAAGCCUCGGCUGAAUCGUUCAGCGCCAGCUGAGAAGGUGUUGGUCCAGCCGAAGAAGUAUAAUGCCUUCUCCACCGCAGAUUCCAAGGCCCUGGAAUCUGAGUAUCAGAAACUCCUUGAGGAAUCGGAUAGCAUCCAGGCGCCAGGGAGACUACGCCCAGCCUCGAGAAAGCGCAAAGCAGACGCAUCAGAAGCGACCUCAGGAAGUGACACCUCGGAUCAGGCAGCUGGACUCUCAGAACCAGAGUCAGGUGGGAUUCGUGUCCCUGUAAACGAGGACUUUUUAUUCGAUGUUGACAUUGAAGCCCGAGAGUUGGCACCUGUAUAUUGGCUUGGUCCAGUCUAUGAUGUUCGACGAGGAACAUGGUUCUAUCAAGAAGGCUCUAAUCUACGUCCUUGCGAGGAAAAUCUAGCUGCUCAACUGGAAGAGGGCUAUCUUAAGGUCAAACCAUGGCUGUAUCCGACACGGGAUCGUAGCCCAUCAGGGACUAGGAGGACCCUGACGCCAAAAGCAUCGCAGGAGAGUUUACGUUCAACAUCCAAGGGGCCCGCGGAGCAUACGGCCCAAUCGGAAGUGACUCAUACUCCUGCCACAGAAGCGCCCUCUCGCGGUCAGCCUCAGCCUCAAUCGUGCCGACUGUUUGGAACUCACAUGAACAGCAUGGCCACUUACCAUGACGCCAAUACCGCUUACUUGAACACGGAUGGCAUGCUUUCAUGGGUGACUUCAUCUAUGUAUCAAAGGUUUGCUGGCGGAAGUUACAUGAGUGGACUCAAAUUGGUUCGCGGUUUCUCAGAGCCUAGCAAGAACAAGGAAAAAGAGUCCGUAAAGGAAAAGGGCGACGAGAGCCGGUCUAGCAUUGAUGAGCAAGCUCUGUCGCUGGAUGAAAAACAACAGAAAAUGCUCAAGCGAAGAUCGGCGCCACCCUCAACUCGUGCUUCAUGUGAAGAGCCCGUUCAAGACGGAGAAGGCAAGGAUGUAGUGAGGGACCCCCGGCAAUCAACCCUCCAACGACAGUUAUCAUCUCUACUUGAGGGCGAAGCAAAGACCCAGGCCGAGAAGGAAGAGGAAAUACGCCGGCGCGAAGAACAAGAGAUAAAGGAUGACUAUAAUGCACUAGCAGGCGAAACCCAAGGCCGCGAAAUAGAGCAUUUAGUGCUUGUCACUCAUGGGAUAGGCCAACUCCUCAGUCUACGAAUGGAGAGUGUCAAUUUCGUUCACGAUGUCAAUGUUCUCCGCAAGACGACCAAGUCUGUUUAUGCCAACUCAGCCGACUUGAAAGCAUUGAACUCUGAACUUGGAGCAGGACCAGGCAAUUGCCGGGUUCAGGUGCUUCCAGUUUGCUGGAGGCAUCUGCUAGACUUCCCUAAAAAGCUUGAGAAGAAAGGCGAACGCGACCUAGGGGACCUCGAUGGCGAUGAGGACGAUUAUCCCUCUUUGGACGACAUCACUAUUGAGGGCGUGGCUUUUGCCCGUUCUCUAAUCUCAGAUCUUGCUUUGGAUGUCCUCCUCUAUCAAAGUUCAUACAAGGCACAGAUUUCGAGAAUUGUGCUAAAUGAGUGUAAUCGAAUCUUCAAAUUGUUCAAGGAACGAAACCCAGAGUUCAAAGGGAAAGUACACCUUAUGGGACACUCGUUAGGCUCUGCUAUUCUUUUUGACUUGCUUUGCCAGCAGAAACGAGAUUUGCCUACACAGCAAAAGGCAGGUCUCCGGUUAUGGCCAACUCAACAGAUCCCUGAAACACCGACAAAGGACCCGGAACUUAAACUGGACUUUAAGGUAGACGACUUUUUCUGCCUAGGUUCUCCAAUUGGCCUCUUUCAGAUGCUUAAGGGGCAAACGAUAGCGGCCAGACACCACACUCCAGCAGGAAGCUUGGACAAUGUUCAAGGGACGGGUAUGCAGGAGGAUAUAGGAACAGCUCCGCUUGCCUCAUCAGUAGAGGUCUCGUCGGUCACUGGUCUUCCACCAUCUAUCGCAUCGCCAAAGGUUCAGCAGCUUUUUAACAUAUUCCACCCAUCAGACCCAAUCAGCUACCGCCUGGAGCCAUUGAUUUCGCCAUCCAUGUCGGCCCUCAAGCCUCAACUACUGCCAUACACAAAGAGGGGAAUAUUUGGCAAUGUUGCUCCCCAAGGACUAACGGGGAUUGGAGCCAAGGUUGGGCAAAGCGUUAGUGGAUUGUGGUCUAGUUUGAGUGCUGGUAUUGCCAGCAACAUACUCAACCGCUCUCUGGGGUUGAGCAACGAAGAGGUGGCACGACUCACCGCCAACGCAGCUCAGGUGGGAGUCACUGGCUCGGAAACAACAGGCGACAAGACGGCGAAGAGCCAGGCUGAAAUUAGCGCUGCUGAGAAACGAGAAGCUACAGAUGCACGCAUGAAAAAGCUCGCAGACUCUACAACUGGACAUAUCGGGCUUGGUGCGGGUGAGAGUGAUCAUAACCCAACACUGAUCGACGAAGAGAUUGAGACUUUGUAUUCCAAUUUUCAGAAAAGCUGUGUCCAAUCGACCAAGGAUGAGGAGGUAAUGACGACAACCGCGGAGGAGGACAAGAAGGCGCGCAAGAUGCGCAGGGAAGAAGCCAAAGUUCGAGCGCUCAACCGUAACGGCAGAGUCGACUAUAGCAUCCAAGAGAGUGUUCUGGACUUCAACCCCAUGAAUACGAUUGCAUCUCAUAUGGCAUACUGGGCAGAUGAAGACGUGAACCAUUUUGUUCUUUCACAGCUGCUGUCUAAUAAAUCAGGCAGAAAGGAUUCAGUUGGGAUUGAUGAGAGAAGGAAUUGA
Fusarium sp. VM40 is the source of this 3048-nucleotide messenger RNA. The record is from the annotation of a GenBank genome assembly. NCBI's taxonomy places the organism in Eukaryota, Fungi, Ascomycota, Sordariomycetes, Hypocreales, Nectriaceae.